AUGGGCCCCGUUCUCCUCUCCCUUCUCCUCGCCGCCAUCUUCGCCGCCGCGGGCGUGGGCGAGGCGGUGUACAUCCCCUACAACACGUCGGCGGGGGUGGUGCCGGGGAAGCUCAACGUGCACGUCGUGCCGCACACCCACGACGACGUCGGCUGGCUCAAGACCGUAGACCAGUACUACGUCGGAUCCAACAACUCCAUCCAGGGGGCAUGCGUCCAGAACGUGCUGGAUUCGCUCAUCCCGGCGCUGCUCAAGGAUGAGAACCGAAAAUUCAUCUAUGUUGAGCAGGCAUUCUUCCAAAGAUGGUGGAGGAACCAGAAUGACAUGAUCAAGGAUACGGUGAAGGGGCUCAUCAGCUCUGGACGGCUGGAAUUAAUAAAUGGUGGCAUGUGCAUGCAUGAUGAGGCGGCUGUACACUACAUUGACAUGAUCGAUCAGACUACACUUGGGCACAGCUACAUCAAGGAGGAGUUUGGCCAGAUCCCACGGAUUGGCUGGCAGAUUGAUCCGUUUGGGCACUCUGCAGUUCAGGCUUACCUUCUUGGUGCAGAAGUAGGAUUUGAUGCUUUCUAUUUCUUCCGGAUUGAUUACCAAGACCGUGAUACACGUAAGGGAACAAAAGAACUUGAGGUUGUAUGGAGGGGCUCCAAGACCUUGGGCUCAUCGGCUGAUAUCUUUGCUGGCAUCUUUCCAAAAAACUAUGAACCACCUCCUGGUGAAUUUUAUUUUGAAGUUGAUGAUAGUUCCCCUGUUGUCCAGGAUGAUCCCCUUCUUUUCGAUUAUAAUGUUGAGGAACGAGUAAAUGAUUUUGUUGCUGCAGCUGUAGCACAGGCAAAUAUCACAAGGACAAACCAUAUCAUGUUUACGAUGGGAACAGACUUCAAAUACCAAUACGCAGAGAGUUGGUUCAGAAAUAUGGACAAACUAAUUCACUAUGUGAACAAGGAUGGCCGUGUCAAUGCUCUUUAUUCCACACCUUCAAUUUAUACCGAUGCGAAAUAUGCUGCAAAUGAGCAGUGGCCUCUCAAGACUAAUGAUUUCUUCCCAUAUGCAGACAACCCAAAUGCCUAUUGGACAGGUUACUUUACAAGCAGACCUGCCUUAAAACGAUAUGUCCGCAUGAUGAGUGGGUAUUACCUGGCAGCUAGACAGCUGGAGUUCUUUAAAGGGAGACAUAGCUCAGGUCUCUCAACAGAUAGUCUAGGUGAUGCUCUAGCUCUUGCACAGCACCAUGAUGCUGUUACAGGAACAGAGAAACAACAUGUUGCAAAUGAUUAUGCAAAGAGAUUGUCAAUUGGAUAUACACAAGCCCAGGAGCUCGUUUCAACUUCUCUUGCUUGCUUGACAGAGUCAGGCUCAAUAUCACGUUGCUCAUCCCCAAUGACGAAAUUGUCACAAUGUCUUCUGCUAAAUGUUACAUAUUGCCCUCCUGCUGAGAUGGACUUAACUAAAGGAAAAAGCUUGGUUGUUCUUGUAUACAACUCGCUUGGGUGGAAACGAGAAGACAUCCUUCGUAUACCAGUUUUCAGUGAUUCCAUUGUUGUUCAUGAUUCUGAAGGAAGAGAAAUUGAAUCACAACUUCUGCCUAUAGCUACUGCCUCGUUGAACAUAAGAGACAAGCAUGUCAAGGCUUACCUGAGCAUAACGCCAGGUGCAAAGCCCAAGUUUUGGCUUGCUUUUCCUGUGUCUAUACCACCUCUUGGUUUCAAUACUUACUUUGUCUCAAACUCGAAGAAAUCAGCACAUAUGUCUUCAAAGUCCAGUCAGUACUCACCUCAAGGAAGUGAAAGUAGUAAUCUACAAGUUGGUCAAGGCAACUUGAAACUUCAAUAUAAUGCAGCUGGAACAUUAUCCCUGUACUCCGAUAGUAAGACUCAGGUUCAAGCAAAUUUUGAGCAGAAAUACAAGUAUUACAUUGGACAGGAUGGAAAUGCAAGUGAUCCUCAGGCUUCUGGAGCAUACAUAUUCCGCCCUAAUGGCACAGUUCCAAUCAAGACUGAUGGUCAGGUUCCUCUCACAGUUCUGCGUGGGCCCAUAGUGGAUGAAGUGCACCAGCAGAUAAAUUCAUGGAUAUAUCAGAUUACCAGAGUUUACAAGGGGAAGGACUAUGUGGAAACUGAAUUUAUAGUUGGGCCUAUACCAGUAGAUGAUGGAAAUGGGAAAGAAUUAGCAACUGAAAUUGUUACAAACAUGGCGACAAACAAAACAUUUUACACUGAUUCCAGUGGACGCGAUUUCAUCAAAAGGAUAAGAGAUUAUCGAUCGGAGUGGAAGAUUGAAGUGCACCAGCCUAUUGCUGGAAACUAUUAUCCUGUUAAUCUUGGCAUUUAUGUGGAGGAUGGCAGCAAAGAGUUGUCUGUACUGGUAGACAGGUCAAUUGGAGGUUCCAGUAUAAAGGAUGGACAAAUAGAACUAAUGCUACACAGGAGGCUACUCCAUGAUGAUGGGAAAGGCGUUGCCGAGGCUCUAAAUGAAACAGUCUGUCUCGAUAAGCAAUGUGAAGGACUAAUUAUAGAAGGAAAAUACUAUGUCAAAAUAGAUCCACAAGGAGAAGGAGCUCGGUGGCGUCGGACAUUUGGCCAGGAAAUAUACUCCCCUCUCCUUCUUGCUUUCACAGAGCAGGAUGGAGGCAACUGGGCGAAUUCACAUGUUGCAAAAUUCUCUGCCAUGGAUUCAACUUACAGCUUGCCUGAUAAUGUUGCAAUGCUUACCCUUCAGGAGCUUGAAGAUGGAAGUGUUCUCCUUCGGUUUGCUCAUCUAUAUGAGGCCGGGGAGGACAAGGAUCUUUCAACUUUAGCGAGUAUCGACCUCAAGAGAGUGUUCCCAGAGAAGAAGAUUGACAAGAUCAUCGAGACAAGCUUAUCGGCAAACCAAGAACGCACAGCCAUGGAGAAGAAGCGCUUGAAAUGGAAGGUGCAAGGUUCUGCUGCUGACGAGAAGGUGGUCCGGGGUGGUCCUGUGGAUCCUUCCAAGCUUGUUGUUGAGCUGGGGCCAAUGGAGAUCCGCACAUUCAUCAUCAGCUUCGAUCAUCAGCUUCGAUCACAGCAUCAGUAA
This is a messenger RNA of Miscanthus lutarioriparius, 3054 nucleotides long. The record is from the annotation of a GenBank genome assembly. NCBI's taxonomy places the organism in Eukaryota, Viridiplantae, Streptophyta, Magnoliopsida, Poales, Poaceae.